Thalassophryne amazonica is the source of this 1393-nucleotide messenger RNA. RefSeq lists its product as uncharacterized. The coding region runs from base 50 to 658 and encodes 202 amino acids. The record is from RefSeq and is a predicted model, not a curated record. NCBI's taxonomy places the organism in Eukaryota, Metazoa, Chordata, Actinopteri, Batrachoidiformes, Batrachoididae. The transcript has 4 exons.
UACACAUGCACAUCCUGUUGUGUUGACUGAGUUUCAAGUUGGUUUCAACAUGCAUGGUGUCUGGUUACGACUCAUGAGCAUCGCUUCUGUCUCCUGCUUGGCCAUGAAUGGCCCAGGCAGCAGCAGUGUGACUUGGAAAGAUGUUGGAGAAUCCAUCACCAUCCAGUGCAGACUUCUUGAGCCAGAUCCAGUGUUCCUGGACCUGCAGAGGGGUCUCGGAAUGGAAUCCAUUUUCUUCCUGGCCAAACCACCAUCGGAACCCCAGCACAGACUUCAGUCCACCAGCCUUCAGUCUGAUGUGCAUAAUUUCCCCAGUGUGGAUGUUCUCAUCACAAACUUGACCUAUAAGGACAUGGGGCCAUACUGGUGUGUUUACAAAAAGAUGAAGAACGGCGUCUUGAAAGAGCUGAAAGGUAAUGGCUCCGUGAUCCUGGUGGUGAGAGAUACGGUACAGAGAUGUGGCGCACCAGAAAAUGAGCCAGUUUCCAACACUCUGGUCAUGGUGUCUUUUGUGAUCUCUGCUACCCUGUUGCUUGGCAUCAUUGCUGCCAUCUUCAUUUUCAUCAUCAAGGGUAAGGUGCAGGGCACCGCUGUGAAACCCAGGCGGGCCGCCAACAAUGACGUCUAUGAGGACAUGCGCGGGACCAUCAGACGAUGAAGCCAUCAGCCUUUGUGGAAGUGCCAUGGAUUCUUCUGAGCAGUGAUUUGGGAACUUUGCACCCCUAAAAGUGUCACACUGUAGUUAUUCAGAAUGUUUCUGAAUGUUGUUCUGAAUUGUACAGAUUGUGAAAAAUGUAUACAAGUAAAAGAUGUGAGAGAAUAAUGAGUGUAGAACAGCAGAUGGGUAAACUAUAAGGAUGGAUGGUCUGCCAGAGGUUUCAUGCACCUGGUUUGACGGUGUAUACAAUGCAAUGAUUUCAAAUUGUGUAACUGUCACUUUGUGCCUCUAAUUCAUGUAGAUAUGGUUUCAUUAUUUUUCAGGCCUAUCUGAUUUGUGGGUUUAGCAGUUGUGAUCAGAAGUUUACAUACAUCCAUUAUGGACCUGAAGCUCACGAGAAUGAGUGUUCACAUAAUUACUCACUGGAACACACUGCAAGUGUCCCGUCGACAUGCGUGUCUCACGCAGAAGUCAUACUUUUGUGUAUUUACACUGAACUGUGUUUCAGUUUAAUCUUUCAGCAUCUUUUGUCUUUGAUAAUUAUUUUUAUUUCACAUGGUAUCUUCUGUGAUCUCUUUUGUUUUGAUGUAAUUUUUAUCGAACACAUUUAGUUUGGGCUUUAGUUUUGUGAGUGCAUGCUUUUUUUUAACUUCUUCUCUGAAAGCACACCUUUUUGCCAAACAUUUUAAAACCUAUUAACUUAAAAAAUAAAUAUGAAUACAUAUAAACUCACCA